Messenger RNA from Fulvia fulva, 1131 nucleotides. RefSeq names its product Glucosamine-6-phosphate isomerase. Gene Ontology annotation, biological process: N-acetylglucosamine catabolic process; D-glucosamine catabolic process; carbohydrate metabolic process. Bases 1 to 1131 code for a protein of 376 amino acids. Gene Ontology annotation, cellular component: cytoplasm. The transcript is spliced from 6 exons. Gene Ontology annotation, molecular function: glucosamine-6-phosphate deaminase activity; identical protein binding. The record is from RefSeq and is a predicted model, not a curated record. Lineage: Eukaryota; Fungi; Ascomycota; Dothideomycetes; Mycosphaerellales; Mycosphaerellaceae.
AUGAGACUCAUCAUCAGAGACGACAAGGCCACUGCCUCAAAGUACAUUUCCGACUACAUCAUUCAUCGUAUCAAGUCCUACGAGCCAACGCCAGAGAAACCAUUCGUCCUCGGAUUGCCAACUGGAUCGUCUCCUGAAGGCAUAUACCGGAACCUAGUUCAGGCUCACAAGAAUGGCGAGAUAUCGUUCAGAAAUGUGGUCACGUUCAACAUGGACGAGUACAUCGGCAUCCCGCGAGAACACCCUGAGUCGUACCACUCCUUUAUGUACAAGCACUUCUUCAGCCACGUGGAUGUCGAUCCAGCAAACAUCAAUAUCCUGAACGGCAAUGCUCCUGAUCUCGAGGAAGAAUGCAUAGCAUACGAGGAGAAGAUCAAACGUGCAGGAGGCAUCGAGCUCUUCCUGGGUGGGAUAGGACCCGAUGGACAUAUCGCGUUCAACGAGCCUGGUUCCAGCUUGAAGAGCAGAACGAGGGUGAAAACGCUUGCCUACGACACGAUAAUCGCCAACUCGAGGUUCUUCGGCAAUGACCUGAACAACGUCCCAAAGAUGGCGCUCACUGUUGGUGUGCAGACGGUGCUGGAUGCACGAGAGGUUGUGAUCAUUAUCACUGGUGCACACAAGUCUCUUGCGUUGCAGAAGUGCAUCGAGGGUGGCGUGAACCAUAUGUGGACGCUGUCAAGCCUACAGCUCCAUUCGCACGCCAUGAUCGUGGUCGACGAGGAUGCCACGUUAGAGCUGCAGGUCAAGACCGUCAAGUACUUUAAAUCCAUCGAACAAGUCGCAACAUCCCAAGGUUUCGGUCAGUCCAUCGAGCCAGCAGCAAAGGUCCAACGAAAGCGCGACUCCGUCCUCGAAAAGCUCGACACUCCCCGAAGCCCAACAGCCAAAUCCUUCCUCGCCGGUCCCAGACCUGACCUCACCCGCCAGAUCACAGCCGAGCCCGAGUCCACCACCCUCUCAGCUCCGCGGCCAGAGAUCUUACGCGCCGUUACGCCAGACUUGAUCCCAGACUCCAUGCACGAGAGACUGCCAGCGGCACAAGUGGCUAACGGGCUGGACGGGCUCGAAGUGAAGGAGCUGCCACUGUCUUCGAUGCACGAACGCGUCGACUCCGCGCAGGUGGCGUAG